AUGACGGCGCCUCGUCCUGAGGCUUCGGCGGCGGCGCAGGCAGAGCAGCAGGCGCCGGCUACCAUUGCUGCACCUACGGGAGCAGCAGGUACUGGGGCUGCAGCUCUUACGCGAGUUGCUGCUGAAGACCAUCAGGGUCAUGGGCCCAAAUCUGCUGGUAGAGGUGGCUCGGCUGCUGGCCAUCAGGGACGCGGUUUCCAGGCUGGCAGGGGCGGUCAUGCAGCAAUGGGUAACAGAGGGGGCGGUGGGCAGCAGGGUUACACGCGUUACAAUAAUCAAUGGAACGAGUUCAACAAUCGCCCCAACUGGAAUUCAGGAGGGGGACAUGGUGGUGGAGGAAACCAAUGGCAUCGACCCUUCCAACCACCUGAGGGGAAUUUCGUUGAAGUCCUUGCUCCUCCUCGUCUUGAGAUUUCAAGGACGGGCAUGGUAAAAGUGACUAAUGGUGAGUUGACGGCCGAACAAGUGUCUCAACAGAUGAAAAGGCUCGUUUCUGAGACAUAUAAUUGGGAUCCUAUAAGGGUAGAUGAUAAUUCCUAUCAGGUGGAGUUCCCUAGAAGAGAAGACCUGCAACGAUUACUCACAUUUGGUGUUAGUAAGGUCAGUUGGAGCAAAUGCUUACUGGAGUUCGAGGAAUGUAUUAAACCUGCACCACAGGGUAUUCGGUUACAGAAGAGGUGGAUCAGAUUUGCAGAUAUUCCAGAGAUUCUACUCAAUAAUUUCCUUAUCGUAUGGAGCUUGGGUUCGUUGAUUGGGAAGACUGAGAAGGUAGAUAUGCCAUUCACUCGUAAAAGGGGGAUUGCAAGAUUGCUUGUGAUGGUGCUUGACGUGGAGCAGAUACCAGAUUUUGCUCCAUGGUCUUAUGAUGGACUGCACUAUGACCUCGAUGUGGAGGUUGAGGAGGUGGUUCAUCAGAAAACACAGGAUGGCGAUGUGCUAAUGGCUGAUGGCGAGGAUAGAGAUAGAGAUUGUGGUGAUGCUAAUCAGGAUAGGUCUCCUCAGGCACCAACGGAUAACAUCAGCCCCUCCAUGCCUACAUCUAAUAAACCGACUGUCACAGGGUGUGCUACGUCCUCUUCUCAUAUGCAUAUGGCCGAACUGAGGUUUGGAUCAUUCAAGGUAAUGUCAACCUUAGGAGAGGAGGUUAGUGAACAGGCUUGGGAACAGUUGACUCUGCAGGACACCUCUUAUGCAUUCGGUACCUCAUUUGAGAGGGGUGCCCCGAUGCAAAUUCCUAAUAAGAAGGAUGAUAUGCACUGUACUGCAGCCAUCCCGAAAGUUGAUCCCAAGCCUAUUGCUGCUGAUCUGAACAGGCUCAUGGAGGCUGCACACUCACACACACCAGACUCAUCUCUCAAUACACCUGCUGGUCCGAACAAGAAGUCGGCCAUCAGGGAAAAUUCUGAGUCGGCGCAGGAGUGGGCAAAUGUAGCAACCCCGCCCCCAUCUCAUAAUGUUGUUGCUGAUGAGCCAAUGUCUUGGUGCAAGGACUAUUGCUUUUCAAGUAGUAAGCAGCAAAUAUAUUCGUUUAUAUCUGAUAAUCCUAUAUUUGAUUCACCUCUUGACCACAAUUAUGUUCAAAAUGCGACAAUAGGGAAGGAUAACAUUGAGUUUUCCAAAGAGGAUGUGAUCUCGUUUGGUGGGAUUCCUGAUCCGUCUACGGAAGAUAGACGCUUCAGUCAGCGGAUUCAGGAGGUGCCUGAUGCUGAUGAUAUGUCCAUGGGGCGUGCUAUGAGGGCUGCCAAGAUUCGAGACACUGAGAUGACUACACGAGGGGUCGAAUUCGAUUGGCAUUGUCUGCCACCAAGGGGAAGAUCCGGUGGAUUUUUACUUGGAGUCAAGUGUGAGACUCUAGAGGUGAUGAGCGUCAUUUUUGGGGAGUUCACCGUCAAAUUUCGUGUCAGGUCGAAAGUUGAUGGCUUCAAAUGGGCUCUAGUGGCGGUAUAUGGGGCGGCACAACCACAACUCAAACCUGAUUUUCUAGCAGAUCUGGUUAGAAUUUGUGGGAAUGAAACGCUACCAAUUUUAGUGGGAGGAGAUUUUAAUAUCGUUCGAAGGCAGGAUGAAAAAAACAAUGAUAAUUUUGACACUAGAUGGUCAAUGAUGUUUAAUAUGGUGAUUGAAAGCCUAAAUCUGCGAGAGAUCGAGCUUACUGGUAGACAAUUCACAUGGGCUAACUCAUUACCUGUGCCAACAUAUGAAAAGUUGGAUCGGGUUCUUUCUACUGUUGAUUGGGAGCAGAAGUACCCUUUGGUUAAUGCGCAUGCCUUACAUAGAGCUAUUUCAGAUCACACUCCUAUUUCUAAACAAAGACUCAUCACUCUCAUUGACGAUUUAGACAUUAAGACCGAGUCGUGCCAACUAAGUUUGUUUGAAAGAAAUAUUAAGAAUGAUGCUGAGAUCAAACUACAAAAACUUUUGAGAGAGGAAGAGCUCAAAUGGGCUAGUAGAGCUAAGGUGAUGAACGUCGCCUAUGGGGACGACAACACUAAGUUCUUUCAUAUGAUUGCAAAUGGCAAACAUCGAAAGAAGAAAAUUAUCCAGUUAGAACAAGAUGAAGGAACAAUUAUAGGACAUGAGAAUUUAAAAUCUUAUAUUACUAAAUAUUAUAAGAGUCUUUUUAGUGCACCUAGGGAGUCGUCGAUAUCCUUAGAUGAAAACAAGGUUAAUGAUAUACCUCAACUCAAUGAACAGGAGUAUGAGGUUUUAUCAGCCCCGUUUACAGAAAAAGAGGUGUCUGAAGCAAUUACUAGCAUGAAACAAAAUACAGCGCCGGGACCUGAUGGGUUUCCGGCAGAGUUUUAUAAAAAGUGUUGGCACAUGAUUAAGGGGGAUCUCAUGCCUAUGUUCCAAGAUUUGUUCAAUGGACAAUUACAGUUAUUCCACCUUAACUUUGGAACAAUUACGCUUUUGCCAAAAAAGGCGGAUGCUAUGCGUAUUCAGCAGUUUAGACCGAUUUGCUUACUUAAUGUCAGUUUCAAAAUUUUCACAAAGGUUGCCACUAAUAGAUUAACGAAGAUAGCAGAUUCUGUGGUUCAGCCAACACAGUCGGCGUUUAUGCCAGGGAGACACAUCUUGGAGGGCGUGGUUGUCCUGCAUGAAACGGUCCACGAAAUGCACACACAAAAAAUAGACGGAGUUAUUUUUAAAGUGGACUUUGAGAAAGCCUAUGAUAAAGUCAAAUGGUCUUUCCUGCAACAAGCCUUAAGGAUGAAAGGAUUCAAUGAGAGAUGGAGAAAUCAGGUUGAUACUUUCAUCCACAAAGGGAGUGUAGGAGUGAAAGUAAAUGAUGACAUUGGUCACUACUUCCAAACGCAUAAGGGAUUAAGGCAGGGUGACUCAAUGUCUCCGAUGUUGUUUAACAUAGUAGCAGAUAUGUUGACAAUACUCAUUGAUAGGGCCAAACACAUGGGUCAUGUAGGUCGUUUAAUUCCACAUCUGAUUGACGGGGGAAUUUCCAUUUUACAAUAUGCAGAUGAUACAAUUAUUUUCAUGGAGCAUGAUAUGCAGAAAGCGAUUAAUAUGAAAUUGGUGUUAUGUUUAUUUGAACAACUGUCAGGGUUAAAAAUAAACUUUAACAAAAGUGAACUCAUUUGCUUUGGAAAAGCGAAGGAGGAGCAGGAUGCUUACAGACAGUUAUUUAGAUGUCAAAUAGGAGCACUUCCAAUUAACUACCUCGGGAUUCCGAUUCAUCAUAGGCGACUAACAAUUAAAGAGUGGAAAUGCAUUGAAGAACGAUUUGAAAAGAAAUUAAGCUGCUGGAAGGGUAAGCUUAUGUCCUAUGGAGGAAGGCUGGUGUUAAUUAAUUCGGUGUUAACAAGCCUACCCAUGUUCUUAUUGUCUUUCUUUGAGAUACCCGUAGGGGUACGAAAAAGAUUAGAUUUUUACAGAUCGCGGUUCUUUUGGCAAAGUGAUGAUAAUAAGAAGAAAUACGGAUUGGCGCGUUGGGAUAUAAUUUGCAGACCCAAAGACCAGGGGAGAUUGGGCAUAGAGAAUCUGGAAGUAAAAAACAGAUGUCUACUCAGUAAAUGGUUGUAUAGAUUAUCCACAGAGACAGAAGGAAUGUGGAUUCAAAUAAUUAAGAAUAAAUAUCUAAGCUCAAAAUCACUAGCGCAGGCAACUGCUAGACCUGAUGACUCUCCUUUUUGGAAAGGGUUAAUGAAGAAUAAGAUCAAUUUUUUCCAGAGGCAGCGGCGGCGGCGGCAGCGAAUCGCCCAUGGUCUGCGGCGGCGGCGGUUGCGGCGGCCGGCGGUGAGGCGGAACUACCGCCGCGCCUCACAGGCCCCGCCACCGCGCCGCCGUAGUUCCAUCUCACCGCCGGCCGCCGCAACCGCCGCCGCCGCAGACCAUGAGCGAUUCGCCGCCGCCGCCGCCGCUGCUAGGUUUAGGGUUCGUGUGUGA
Messenger RNA from Hordeum vulgare subsp. vulgare (domesticated barley), 4401 nucleotides. RefSeq lists its product as uncharacterized. Gene Ontology annotation, molecular function: catalytic activity. Bases 1 to 4401 code for a protein of 1466 amino acids. The transcript is spliced from 5 exons. NCBI's taxonomy places the organism in Eukaryota, Viridiplantae, Streptophyta, Magnoliopsida, Poales, Poaceae. The record is from RefSeq and is a predicted model, not a curated record.